This is a messenger RNA of Macadamia integrifolia, 1494 nucleotides long. RefSeq names its product WAT1-related protein At5g07050-like. The transcript is spliced from 7 exons. Gene Ontology annotation, molecular function: transmembrane transporter activity. The coding region runs from base 82 to 1239 and encodes 385 amino acids. The record is from RefSeq and is a predicted model, not a curated record. Lineage: Eukaryota; Viridiplantae; Streptophyta; Magnoliopsida; Proteales; Proteaceae. Gene Ontology annotation, cellular component: plasma membrane.
UUGUGUUCUUCCUCUUUUAGCUCCUCUCACCUCUCUUCUAGGUGCUCAUUUUUGAGCAUUUCUGAGAUUUAACCAAGAAAAAUGGAGAACCAAGGAUGCUUCAGCAACUUCAUAGAUAGAUGCAAGCCUUAUAUGGCUAUGAUCUCCCUUCAAUUUGGCUACGCCGGAAUGAACAUCAUAACUAAGGUGUCUCUCAAUAGAGGCAUGAGCCACUACGUGCUAGUCGUCUAUCGACAUGCCUUUGCUACUGCAGUCAUCGCACCAUUUGCUAUCAUUCUUGAGAGGAAGGUUCGCCCUAAGAUGACAUUCAGAAUUUUCAUACAACUUUUCAUUCUGGGACUGCUUGGACCAGUGAUUGAUCAGAACUUCUACUACGCGGGGCUGAAAUUCACAUCACCAACUUUCUCCUGUGCAAUGAGUAACAUGUUACCGGCGAUGACGUUCGUCAUGGCAGUCCUGUGCAGGAUGGAGAAAUUAGAUAUGAGAAAAGUGAGAUGUCAAGCCAAGUUGGUGGGAACUGUAGUAACAGUAGCUGGAGCAAUGUUGAUGACCCUGUAUAAGGGACCCAUUUUGGAGAUGGUAUGGACAAAACAUCUUAAUUCUCGGAAAUCAACUAUGCCAGAGAACAAUGGAAACAGUGACAAGGACUGGGUGAAGGGAUCCAUCCUCCUUAUCAUUGCUACUUUUGCUUGGGCUUCUCUUUUCAUUCUUCAGGCAAUUACAAUGAAGAAAUACUCUGCUCAUCUUUCUCUCACGGCAAUGGUCGUCUUUUUGGGUACUCUCCAGUCUAUUGCAGUCACUUUUGUCAUGGAACACUCAACCUCUGUUUGGUCCAUUGGCUGGGACGUGAACCUCCUUGCUGCUGCCUAUGCUGGAAUUGUUUCUUCAAGCAUUGCCUACUACGUACAAGGACUAGUGAUGCAGAAGAGGGGACCAGUUUUUGUGACUGCUUUCAGCCCUCUGAUGAUGAUCAUUGUGGCCAUCAUGGGGUCUUUCAUUCUUUCCGAAAAGAUCUACUUGGGAGGUGUCCUUGGUGCUGUCUUGAUUGUUGCCGGCCUCUACUCAGUCCUGUGGGGAAAAUACAGGGAAUACAAGGAGAGAGAAGCUGAGGCAAUACCUGAACCCAUUAAAGGUGCCGACGAAAACGGUCCUACCAUAACGAUGAUUGAAGACAUUGAUGAGAACGACAUCGAGAUGCAGAAAGCUGCUGCUAAGCUUUCUUCCAUUAAUCGCCCAUGAAAGCUAACCUAGCUCCAAAACCCUAAAUAGUUCAGGCAGAGAGGAGCUAAACCUUAUUAAGAGAGAGAGAGGUGGCAAUGGAAUGAAGGGCUUUUUCGUCAUUCCUCCUUUGCAUCACUAAUUUUCACCCCUUUAUUAUUUUUUUUUUCGGUUAAAUCUUUUUACCAUUUUUGUUAUCGGCUCUGUUUUACUUCACUUCAAUGUAAGACUUUGGAAACUGCACAAGGAAUGAAGAGAAUUUUACAAUUUCUGAUA